Molecule: messenger RNA, 1442 nt
Organism: Xylaria bambusicola
Lineage: Eukaryota; Fungi; Ascomycota; Sordariomycetes; Xylariales; Xylariaceae
Product: putative polysaccharide synthase Cps1
Exons: 1
Coding region: 1-1296 (431 amino acids)
Source: RefSeq, a predicted model, not a curated record
AUGAUCUCCGCAGGGAAGUGGCUCUUCUGGGCCUUAUUCACUUUCCGAUACCUAAGAACAAUUGCCAGUAUCUUCAUCUAUCUUCUGAUUCGACCAAAGGUCAUCCACAAUCACCCCAGGUAUACUGGAAAAGAUGUAACGGUGGUCAUCCCAACAACAUUCAAGUCACCGCCGGAACUCAUCGAGUGUUUACACUCAAUCAAAGCUUCCUCACCAUCUACCAUCAUCAUUGUCACCAGUGACGCAAAUGUUGAGCUCCUUGUCAAAUAUUGUCGUGAUAACUCUUUUGAGGUUACGGCUUUGGGGGUGUCGAAAUUGAACAAGAGGGAACAGAUCCUGAGAGCCAUGCCACUUGUGAAAACCGCGAUCACAGUUUUGGCCGAUGACGACGUAUUCUGGCCUGAAAGAUUCUUGGAAUACCUGCUUGCAGUCUUUGAGGACGCAAAGGUCGGUGCAGGUGGCCCCAUGCAGCGAGUCAGACGAAAUGAGCGUCCGGACGGAUGGAACUUCCUUGGUAUCAGCUAUCUUGAACGUCGGGUUUGGAACAACCUUGCUACAAAUGGUGUUGACGGAUCUAUCAGCACGUUGUCGGGAAGAACCGCAGCCUACCGGACCAAAAUUUUGCAAUCCGACGAAUUUGCCCACUACUUCAGGAGUGACUCCUGGAAAGGAAAGAAAAUCCAUACGGGUGAUGAUAAGUGCCUCACCCGGUAUGUAUACUCCCGUGGUUGGAAAAUUGCCAUCCAGCCCGACUGCCGCGCUACCAUCGAGACCACCGUUGAACCUGAUCGAAAGUAUAUCAGCCAGUGCAUACGCUGGGCUCGAAGCCAUUGGCACGGAAAUUUCGUUGUAAUGACUGAAGAGUCUUAUUGGUACUCGCCACGGUAUUUUUGGGGUCUAUACUACAUUUAUGUAGGCCAAUUCCAAACCCCAGCACUUCUGGUUGAUGGGCUAUUGUUCUUCUUUCUCUGGCUAGCCCUAAGAACCACCCAGUCGGAUACCGCCACUGUCGCUUAUGCCAGCCUCGGAGCAUGGAUUUUCUUUACGAAGCUAGUUAAGCUCAUCCCUCACUUCUGGAAGUACCCUUCGGACCUGAAGUUCAUCCCGCUGUCUAUCUUGUUCAGCUAUCUGCAUGGAUUUAUCAGUCUGUAUGCACUUUGGACCUUGGAUGCAACCCAAUGGGGGUCACAAAACCUGAGUGCACUCGAAGCUGCGCGAGCCGACACUAGAGUAACAUCAACAUCCGCUGGUAAAUAUGGGGCUACCAAGGAUGAAACACAAGCACUUUUAGGUUGAAUGAUCUAUAAGUGACGGUAACAGAAUCUAAGGCGGUUGGCGCGAAUGAAAAGGUAAACAUGAGAAAUUUGCUGCAUGAAGGAGGAGGAAGUUCUUUGUUUCGGUCAUUGAUUGCCCUCGGCAACAUACUUCAAGAUCCUCAGGGG